Molecule: messenger RNA, 352 nt
Organism: Prorocentrum cordatum
Lineage: Eukaryota; Dinophyceae; Prorocentrales; Prorocentraceae
Source: the annotation of a GenBank genome assembly
GGGCUCGGCGGAUUUCGACAGCGACGAGGACUGCGGCCCGCCGAUGGGUCACAGGUGGGGCGACGCCCACCUCUCCAGUUUCGGCGAGCCGAAGCAGGUCAACGAGCACGCGCUCUCGCCGGAGGCGCUGCAAGCCAACGGAUCCCGCGCGCUCCACGUGAUGGCCGCGACCGCCGCCCCAGGGGCUGGCAAGUCGCCAGGCGACUCCAUGGGCGUAGGCAAAUCCAACGUUGUCACCAGCGGGCCAGAGUGCUCUGUGAACGUCGAGAAGGCCGCGUGCGAGCGCAAGCAGCAAGACGACCCGGGGCACGAGGCGAAGGAGGUCAGCGAGUCCAUCAAGGGCGAGGUAUAG